Messenger RNA from Mycetomoellerius zeteki, 2114 nucleotides. RefSeq names its product fidgetin-like protein 1. Gene Ontology annotation, molecular function: ATP hydrolysis activity; ATP binding; microtubule severing ATPase activity. Lineage: Eukaryota; Metazoa; Arthropoda; Insecta; Hymenoptera; Formicidae. The record is from RefSeq and is a predicted model, not a curated record. The coding region runs from base 150 to 2114 and encodes 654 amino acids. The transcript has 2 exons.
CAAUUUUAGCGCGAAAUGAACUUGUUGAGACGUGGUGAUGUUUAAAUCACGAUAAUUCCUGAAAGCUACCUUUAGAUACAUUAUUAUAUCUUGAUAGUUAUUCAGUUUAACUCUCCUCAGCUUCAAUCUUGAAUCGAUGUAUAUCAAGUAUGCAUAAACAUACAGAUUCUGUCAGUGCAAAUGCACAGUGUAUUCCACCAAAUUCGAAAGACGAGAAAAAUAAUGUUUUAACUGCUUAUCAUACUCUAAUAUUUUCAAAAAAAGACAAGGACUGCUUCGAUGUCGCAAAUAUUGAACGCAAAUCUCUUGCUGUGAAGUAUAUGACAACAAAGUUAGCCGAUUCAGAAGAUACAGCAGCCGUGCUGCUUCGAAAGGGUCUUGAAGAUUAUCACAGCCUGAUGAAGGAUAAAAACGGAGUAAACAAUUACUGGAAACAGAUUAAAUCUCAACUAUCGGACACAAAAAACGAUCCAUUGAAGUGGAAGUCAGAAUUAAAAGAUGUGGACGCUACAUUAAAUUUUAUAAAACCUUUGACUUGUCAGAAGCUCAAUACUCUACCUUGUAUAGGAAGAUCUUAUAGUGAUAGGGAUAUAGAGAAACUAAUGAAUAACUCAAAGAAGAAAGAUAUAGAAAGAAAUAGAAAAAUCUGUUCACAGUUACAAGCAGCUUCUAGUCAGAAUUCAAGUCAAAAACGUUCAUUGAAGCCUAAUAACACACAUAGUGAACAAAAUAUAUCUACGUAUUUCACAAACAUUCCUAGAAAUUUUAAUAAGCAUGUAAGUUCCUCCAAACAGAAUGUUCCCAAAGUACAAACAAAUAGUCAAUCUUCCUAUCAGAAUUUGGACAGAUUUGUGCAAAAAGUGCCUCCUAAGUUAAGCAAUAAUAAUAUGAAUGGUAAAAGCUCGUACAGACCAAUAAAUCCUCAUGUGCUACAAUUAAAACCAGCUGCUCCUCCACAGACUAUCAGUGAGAACGCCAGUACACAAAAAAUCGAUUUCGACUCCUUUAGAAGCGCCAGGGACGAAUUGUACAUCCAAGAGAUGAAGAAGAACAAGUCAGCGCCAAAGAAGACUUUAGGUGGUCGAGGGGCGGUUAAUUCUCAAUUCAUCUGUCCUUUUAAACGCGAUAACGAAGAGUCGACGCAGAGUUACAAUACGCCGCAAGGUAAAGCGAACGAAGAAAUGGAGGAUGAAAGACUGAAGAACAUUGAUCCAAAUAUGAUCGAAUUGAUAAAAAAUGAGAUCAUGGAUUCAGGUAAAACGAUAACGUGGGAUGACAUCGCAGGGCUCGAGUACAUAAAAAAAAUCAUCAAGGAGGUAGUAGUGUUCCCCAUGUUAAGACCGGACAUCUUCACGGGUCUCCGUCGUCCGCCCAAGGGGAUUUUGCUGUUUGGCCCACCCGGAACAGGAAAGACCCUCAUCGGCAAAUGCAUAGCUUCGCAGAGCAAGUCUACAUUUUUUUCGAUUUCAGCGAGCUCCCUGACUUCCAAGUGGAUCGGCGAUGGCGAGAAGAUGGUACGCGCGUUAUUCGCAGUGGCCAAGGUUCACCAGCCAUCCGUCGUCUUCAUCGAUGAGAUCGAUUCGUUAUUGACGCAGCGUUCGGAGACGGAGCACGAGUCCUCCAGGAGGCUGAAAACGGAAUUUCUGGUGCAGCUAGACGGCGCAGCAACAUCUGAGGAAGAUCGUAUUCUAAUCGUUGGUGCAACCAAUCGACCGCAAGAGCUGGACGAGGCGGCGAGAAGACGUCUCGUUAAGAGAUUGUAUGUUCCUUUGCCAGAGCUCGAAGCGCGCAAACAGAUAAUAAAUAAUUUAUUGAAGUCGGUGAAUCAUGAUCUUAAUGACGAGGAUAUUAUGAAAAUCGCGGAGAAAUCGGUGGGAUAUUCCGGCGCCGAUAUGACUAAUCUCUGCAAGGAAGCGAGUAUGGAACCGAUCCGGAGCAUUUCCUUCAGUCAACUUGAAGAUAUAAGAAUGGAGGAAGUGAGACACAUAACGAAUAGUGAUUUUGAACAGGCGUUAAUCAACGUGCGACCCAGUGUGUCUCAGUCGGAUUUAAAGAUUUACAUCGAAUGGGAUCGUAUUUAUGGUUCUGGUACUGCUCAGAGUUAUCAAACCUAA